CAACUUCCUCCAUUGCGGUGGCGCGUCGGCCAGUGCUGAGAAGACACCGUUGCACACCAGCAAGAGUUGGUCGCAGUUCUGCGCCAUGAGCCGAGCAACUAAAACCAAAACGGAGAACGCGCAGAGCUCCCUGCUAAGCCUGCAGGAAAAUCAGGCCCUGGACAACCUGCUUGGCAGAAGGUGUGCUUCUAUGGCCACUGCAGUGGCGCAGUUGUUCAUGGCCCUGCCUCACCAGCCGUCCACGUGGAGCCUGCAGCACACUGGCGUGGUCUGCCUCAUUAAGGACAACCCUCAGCGCUCGUACUUCUUUCGCAUGUACGAUUUGAAGGCUGGGAGGCAGCUGUGGGAGCAAGAACUCUACAACCAAAUAGUUUACUCCACAGCUCCGCAGUUGUACUUUCACACCUUUGCUGCCGAUGACUGUCAGGUUGGACUGAAUUUUGCUGAGCAGCAGGAAGCAGAAGCCUUCAGAAAUGCUGUAGUGGGAAAAAUCAACCAAAGGAGCAACCGGCAAGAACGAGGGUCUCUUCCUGCUGUCCCACCAGAAAAAUCGGCAUCUGGUAGCCGCGGUUCUUUUCACAAAGACUCCAUGGAUAUCCCGAGCCCCGAUGUUUCCCUACGUUACCGCUUGAUACCCUCGGCUUCCUCCUUCAGGAAAGGGAAAAAGGACAAGAAAAACAAGAAAAAGGGACUCUCUAAAGCUGACAUUGGCGCCCCCAGUGGAUUUAAGCACGUCAAGCAUGUCGGGUUUGACCCCAACAAUCUGGACCCCGACCUGUGGAACCUCCUCUCCCAAGCAGGCAUCGGAGAGGAUGAGAUGAGGGAUGAGCAGACGUCCCAGAUGGUCUAUAACAUCAUUGAGCAGUCUGGUGGCAUGGAGGCGGUCAAACGGGAGGCCAAAAGAGGAGCCACUGGGCCUCCAGCACAUUCCCCGGGUAGGCAGGGGCCUCUUCCUCCUGUUCCAGGCAUAGUCCCGGUGCCGCCGCCUCCACGGGGACGUUCCGGCCCCCUGCCUCCCCUUCCGGCGCAGUCGCAGCGAGGGGUGCGGGGAGCAGUCCCGCCGCCACCGUCCAACCGAGGCUGCCUGCCCCCUCUGCCGCCAACGCCCGGUCCCCCGCCGCCAUCCUCCCAGGCCACUCACACGGGCAUCUCUCACAACACGCCUCCCCCGGUGCGGCCUGCCCAACAUUGUGCCGCUGCGGCUUUUCCACCUCCGGCCGCCCCGUCCCCGCCCGGCAGGAGAACUUGCGGAGAUCUGGCGCCGCCUCCUCCACCUCCGCCUCUCCAGCUAUCCUUGGAGCCUCACGCGCCUCCUCCUCCUCCUCCUCCGUUUGGUAGCUCGCCAUCAUCACCCACCACUUCGUCUGUGACGAGAACAGACAACAGAGGUGCUCUGCUGGAUCAGAUACGACUGGGGAAAAAGCUCCGAAAUGUGAGUGAGUGUCCGGAGCCGAGCGCGAGCUCGCCAGCCGAAUCGGGCGAGGGCAUUGUCGGUGCGCUCAUGAUGGUCAUGCAGAAGCGGAGUAAAGCCAUCCACUCGUCAGAUGAAAGCGAAGACGAGGGCGGAGAUGAUGAAGAGGACGACGACGACUGGGAUGACUGACGCCACUUUGACGGAUGCAUCCCUUGUUUCCAGGCAGAUUUAAGUUUCGAAUUAAAGGCUUCCCCAAACUUUUUGUUUUGUCGAAAGUUUUUCCACAAUAAACUCCUUCGUCUCUUGGAGCA
Molecule: messenger RNA, 1725 nt
Organism: Hippocampus comes (tiger tail seahorse)
Lineage: Eukaryota; Metazoa; Chordata; Actinopteri; Syngnathiformes; Syngnathidae
Gene: wasb
Product: WASP actin nucleation promoting factor b
Exons: 10
Coding region: 86-1603 (505 amino acids)
Biological process (GO): actin filament organization
Molecular function (GO): actin binding
Source: RefSeq, a predicted model, not a curated record